GUCCUGGUCGGAUUUUGUCUUCUGUCUGUUUCGUCUGGCGGCUGGGGUCAGGAGUUCCUGGUCGCAGAGUGCCGUGGAGAAGGCGGGAGAGUGGUGUUCUCUGCCUCACAGCCCGUGGUGGGAGCCUGCAGGGGUGCGCACAGCUCACACGCGAGAUUUAAGCGCCAGGCCUCGGACGGGACCGCCAUUCCUGAGCGGCUGCUCCCUCUGCUCCCGCCCGGCUCAGCCCACAGAGGACAAUGGCGGCGCCCCCGCUGAGGAGACGGGCUGAGGUUGGCGUGACAUUUGAGGACAUUGCCCUGUACUUCUCCAGGGAGGAAUGGAGCCUCCUUGAUGAGGGUCAGAGACAGCUGUACCUGAAUGUGAUGCUGGAGAACUUUGAACUUACAUCCUCCCUGGGUUGCUGCUGUGGAGCAGAGAAUGUGGAGGCAGCGACUGAACAGAAGAUUUCUGUAAAAUUGUCACAGGAAAGGAUUCCACAGUUAUCCUUGUCUUCCCAGAAGAGCCACCCCUGUGACAGUUGUGGACUAGUUUGGGGAAAGAUUUUCCACAUGAUGGAGCUGCAGGGAACACAAUACAGACAGAUACUGUUGAGGUGUGGGGCAUGUGAAAAACAAUUUUAUUUCAGUGCAAAAUGUCACCAGCAGCAUGUGAGAGAGAAAACUUCCAUUAGAGGCGUGGAAAGGAUCUCACUUGCAAAUAGCUGCCAUUUCAAGGUGUCUCAAAAUCAUUUCACCUGUGGGGAGGUUGGUCAGGGUAUACAUUCCUGGUCAGGACAUCUCCACCUAAUGGCUACUCAAACCAGGGACAGGCCAAAUGAUAUUUUGAAGUGUGGGGUGAAGUUUCAAAGGAGAAAAAAAAACUACACAAGAAAAGAAUAUAACAAAGUCAUUGGCUGCAAUCACACGUUUAUACAGGAUAAAUGUUUCCAUGCUGGAAGUCAGUGUUUUCUGUGCUGUGAAUGUGGAAAUUAUUUUACCAAAUUUUCUAGCUUUCAUUAUCAACAGAGAGUUCACACUGGAGAAAACCCUUAUGAGUUCAGUGAAUAUAGAAAUACUGUUACCAAUAGCAGUGGCCUUCGUUGUCAUCAGAGAGUUGACACUGGAGAAAGGCCUUAUCAGUGCAGUGAAUGUGGGAAUUAUUUUACCAGUAACACUACCCUUCAUCGUCAUCAGAGAGUUCACACUGGAGAAAAGCCUUUCCAAUGUAGUGAAUGUGGGAAAUCUUUUACGACAAUGCAUAGCCUUCAUUGUCAUCAGAGACUUCACACUGGAGAAAGUCCUUAUGAGUGCAGUGAAUGUGGGAAAUCUUUUACCCGGAGCAGUAGCCUCUGUAAUCACCAAAGUUUACACACUGGCGAAAGGCGUUACACAUGCAGUGACUGUCCAAAAUCUUUUACCACUAGCACUGAUCUUGGUCGUCAUCAGAGAGUUCACACUGGAGAAAAGCCUUAUAAAUGCAGUGAAUGCGGGAAAUCUUUUGCCAGUAGUAGUUGCCUUCGGUGUCAUCAGAGAGUUCACACUGGAGAAAAGCCUUCUAAAUGCAGUGAAUGUGGGAAAUCUUUUACCACUAGCAGUGAUCUUCGCCGUCAUCAGAGAGUUCACACUGGAGAAAAGCCUUAUAAAUGCAGUCAGUGCGGGAAAUCCUUUACCACUAGCAGUUAUCUUCGUUGUCAUCAGAGAGUUCACACGGGAGAAAAGCCUUAUAAAUGCAAUGAAUGUGCGAAAUCUUUUAUGACUAGCAGUGAGGUUCGGCGUCAUGAGAGAGUUCACACUGGAGAAAAGCCCUAUAAAUGCAGUGAAUGUGAGCAAUCUUUUACCAUUUUAACAGCUACCUUCAUCGUCAUCACAGAGUUCACACCGGAGAAAAGCCCUAUAAAUGCAGUGAAUGUGGGAAAUCUUUUCUCACAAGCUCUCACCUUCAUCGUCAUCAGAGAGUUCACACGGGAGAAAAGCCUUAUAAAUGCAAUGAAUGUGCGAAAUCUUUUAUGA
Myotis davidii is the source of this 1991-nucleotide messenger RNA. Its product is annotated as zinc finger protein 211-like. Bases 240 to 1991 code for a protein of 583 amino acids. Gene Ontology annotation, molecular function: RNA polymerase II cis-regulatory region sequence-specific DNA binding; DNA-binding transcription factor activity, RNA polymerase II-specific. Gene Ontology annotation, biological process: regulation of transcription by RNA polymerase II; central nervous system development. Gene Ontology annotation, cellular component: nucleus. Lineage: Eukaryota; Metazoa; Chordata; Mammalia; Chiroptera; Vespertilionidae. The transcript is spliced from 4 exons. The record is from RefSeq and is a predicted model, not a curated record.